CGCCGCCCCCCUCCUGAAGCCCGUCCGCCCCCUACUCGGAGCCCUGGAUGGAGGCACCACGGCCCCAGGGCUGAGCCAGGUCAGGCCUGCCUGCACCAUCUUCGGCCUCCUUCCCUUUCCCCACCCCUUGCCCCCUCCAUGGAGAGGAACAGACCCGUUCUCCGUCCAGUCUAACCUAGGUCCCUACCAGCCCCCCUCCUCCUUCCUGUUCCCCGCCCCCUCCUCCCUCCUGGGGCGAGGGGGGCCUCCCUCCCUCUCCCCCCCCUUCUCUCUCUCUCCGAGGGGGGGGGUCCCGGGGAGGGAGGGGGGGGUCCCCGAUCAGCAUGUGGCUCCUGGCGCUGUGUCUGGUGGGGCUGGCUGGGGCUCAACGGGGGGGAGGGGGUCCCGGCGGAGGCGCCCCCGGCGGCCCGGGCCUGGGCCUUGGCAGCCUCGGGGAGGAGCGCUUCCCAGUGGUGAACACAGCCUACGGGCGAGUACGCGGAGUGCGGCGCGAGCUCAACAACGAGAUCCUGGGCCCCGUCGUGCAGUUCUUGGGCGUGCCCUACGCCACGCCGCCCCUGGGUGCCCGCCGCUUCCAGCCGCCUGAGGCGCCCGCCUCGUGGCCCGGCGUGCGCAACGCCACCACCCUGCCACCCGCCUGCCCGCAGAACCUCCACGGGGCCCUCCCGGCCAUCAUGUUACCUGUGUGGUUCACCGACAACUUGGAGGCGGCCGCCACCUAUGUUCAGAACCAGAGCGAGGACUGCCUGUACCUCAACCUCUACGUGCCCACCGAGGACGGUCCGCUCACAAAAAAACGUGACGAGGCGACGCUCAAUCCGCCAGACACAGAUAUCCGGGACUCCGGGAAGAAGCCGGUAAUGCUGUUCCUACACGGAGGCUCCUACAUGGAGGGCACUGGAAACAUGUUUGAUGGCUCAGUCCUGGCUGCCUACGGGAAUGUCAUCGUAGCCACGCUCAACUACCGUCUUGGGGUGCUAGGUUUUCUCAGCACUGGGGACCAGGCUGCAAAAGGCAACUAUGGGCUCCUGGACCAGAUCCAGGCUCUGCGGUGGCUCAGUGAAAACAUUGCCCACUUUGGGGGUGACCCUGAGCGCAUCACCAUCUUUGGGUCUGGGGCAGGGGCCUCCUGUGUCAACUUGCUGAUCCUCUCCCACCACUCAGAAGGGCUGUUCCAGAAGGCCAUUGCCCAGAGUGGCACUGCCAUUUCCAGCUGGUCUGUCAACUACCAGCCGCUCAAGUACACGCGGCUGCUGGCAGCCAAGGUGGGCUGUGACCGAGAGGACAGUGCUGAAGCUGUGGAGUGUCUACGCCGGAAGCCAUCCCGGGAACUGGUGGACCAGGAUGUGCAGCCGGCCCGCUACCAUAUUGCCUUUGGGCCUGUGGUGGAUGGCGAUGUCGUCCCCGAUGACCCUGAGAUCCUCAUGCAGCAGGGAGAAUUCUUAAACUAUGACAUGCUCAUCGGUGUCAACCAGGGAGAGGGCCUCAAGUUUGUGGAGGAUUCUGCAGAGAGUGAAGAUGGUGUGUCCGCCAGUGCUUUCGACUUCACUGUCUCCAACUUUGUGGACAAUUUGUAUGGUUACCCAGAGGGCAAGGAUGUGCUUCGGGAAACCAUCAAAUUCAUGUAUACAGACUGGGCUGACCGGGACAACGGCGAGAUGCGACGCAAGACUCUGCUGGCACUCUUUACUGACCACCAAUGGGUGGCCCCAGCUGUGGCCACUGCCAAGCUACAUGCUGAUUACCAAUCCCCUGUCUACUUUUACACCUUCUAUCACCACUGCCAGGCCGAGGGCCGGCCAGAAUGGGCAGAUGCGGCGCAUGGAGAUGAGCUGCCCUACGUAUUUGGUGUGCCUAUGGUGGGCGCCACUGACCUCUUCCCCUGCAACUUCUCCAAGAAUGAUGUCAUGCUCAGCGCAGUGGUCAUGACCUACUGGACCAACUUCGCCAAGACUGGUGACCCCAACCAGCCGGUACCCCAGGACACCAAGUUCAUCCACACCAAGCCUAACCGCUUUGAGGAAGUGGUGUGGAGCAAGUUCAACAGCAAGGAGAAGCAGUACCUACACAUCGGCUUGAAGCCUCGUGUGCGUGACAACUACCGCGCCAACAAGGUGGCCUUCUGGCUGGAGCUCGUGCCCCACCUGCACAACCUGCACACAGAGCUCUUCACCACCACCACGCGCCUGCCUCCCUAUGCCACGCGCUGGCCACCUCGCCCACCUCCGGGUGCCCCAGGCACACGUCGGCCCCCACCCCCUGCCACCCUGCCACCCGAGCCGGAGCCGGAGCCAGGCCCAAGGGCCUACGACCGCUUCCCUGGGGAUUCUCGAGACUACUCCACGGAGCUAAGUGUCACCGUGGCCGUGGGUGCCUCCCUCCUCUUCCUCAACAUCCUGGCCUUUGCCGCCCUCUACUACAAGCGGGACCGGCGGCAGGAGCUGCGGUGCCGGCGGCUCAGCCCACCCGGAGGCUCCGGGUCAGGCAUGCCCGGUGGGGGCCCCCUGCUUCCUGCUGCUGGUCGUGAGCUGCCCCCAGAAGAGGAGCUGGUUUCACUGCAGCUGAAGAGGGGUGGUGGCGUUGGGGUGGACCCUGUUGAGGCCCUGCGCCCUGCCUGCCCACCCGACUACACCCUGGCCCUGCGCCGGGCACCAGACGAUGUGCCUCUCUUGGCCCCGGGGGCCCUGACCCUGCUGCCCAGUGGCCUGGGGCCACCACCGCCACCACCACCCCCUUCUCUCCAUCCCUUUGGGCCCUUCCCUCCACCUCCCCCAGCCGCUGCCAGCCACAACAACACGCUACCCCAUCCCCACUCCACCACUCGGGUAUAGGGGGCGGCUUGGGGAGGUCCUCCUCCCCUCCCCUCCCCUCCCCAGCCCAGGCCACUCUGCAGGCAGGGAGGAGGACUUGGCAUCAGCGUUUCUCCUGUGGAGUUGUCACACAUCAUCAAUCAGCGUGAAGGUGGACAUUGGAUUCCUCACUGGGAUGCGUGUUUUUUUUCCCCCCCGUGCAGAGAGGCCCAUUCUCUUCCCUGGACCUGGGCCUUUGAACAUCUGGGGGCUGUUUUUUGCCCUCUGUUGGGACACCAGUCUUCGGUAUGUGGAAAUACGAAUUCUUUUCCCGCGUG
This is a messenger RNA of Dipodomys ordii (Ord's kangaroo rat), 3127 nucleotides long. It is a transcript of the gene Nlgn2, whose product is annotated as neuroligin 2. The transcript has 8 exons. Gene Ontology annotation, molecular function: neurexin family protein binding; signaling receptor activity. The coding region runs from base 324 to 2831 and encodes 835 amino acids. Gene Ontology annotation, biological process: neuron cell-cell adhesion; chemical synaptic transmission; synaptic vesicle endocytosis. Gene Ontology annotation, cellular component: postsynaptic specialization membrane; cell surface; synapse. The record is from RefSeq and is a predicted model, not a curated record. NCBI's taxonomy places the organism in Eukaryota, Metazoa, Chordata, Mammalia, Rodentia, Heteromyidae.